AUGGAUCAGCAGGGCCAAUCCGGGGUGCCAGGCCCCGCUGGCCGCAAGCUCCAUAUUGCUCAUCGGAGAAGUCCAUCUGAGCUAACCCCGUUGAUGAUGGAACAACUGGCCAUUCAACAACAGAUUGAGCUGCUCCAGCAGCAACAGCAACAGAUCGCUGCUACACACCAACAAUACGUCAAUAUGGGCUUGCUGCAGCCCCAACAAUUGGGCCAAGUCCCGGGCUUCUCUCCUGGUGCCUCCAUGGGCGGUGUUUCUCCACAGGUCAACGCAUUCCAGUUCCCGCAGCAGCAGCCGCAGCAGCAACAGCAGCUCGGCGUUCCCAUGAACACGCCCGGCCAACACUCGCACCGUCGGAACCAGUCUGCCCUUCCGGGUCUUGCCAUGGGCCCACCCCCGGCGCCAUCCUCGGGCGCGUCUGGAUAUUCUGAGUUCAACCAGCAAGGCCAGAACAACCAGAAGAACGAAAACUCCAAUCAUGGUCGCGGUCGUGGUGGUCCCCCGGGCGGUGGCCAUCAACGCCGCCACUCCCUUGCUCUCCCGGAGGCCAAGAAGGCUGCGGAGCUUGCGCAGCAGAAGCGAACCGCCUCUGGCUUCCAGUUCCCAGCCCCCGCUCCUGGAGCCAGCAGCUCGGACAAUCAAUCCGCUUCUGAUGACAAGCCGGCGUCUAAUUCUUCCCCAGCUCCUCAAGGACUCGGCCUGCAGCGGGCGGGCAACAUCCGGGCUGGUGGUCAUGGUCGAAGCCAGUCGAUGGCCAUUGGUGGAAACCGGGGCUCCCUGUCGGGACGUGGUGCGGGCGGCUUCCAGUUCCCUGCGCCCAGUGAUGCGUCCAGCGGUGAUAACCAGCGCCGUGGGAGUCAACCGGGACACGCGCGCUCUUCGUCUCGGAACUUUGACGGUAAUUGGCGUCAGCCAAACAACCAAAACCAGGGCCAGGACCAGCAGAAACCCUUCGGCCAACAGGGUGGUGGAUUUCAGCCCGGUCACCGCUCGCGGCCUUCUAUGAACCAGUCGAUGGGCUCCAUCGGCCAAUUCCAGUACCCCGGCCAGCCGCAGCUUAUCCAGCUGCCCCAAGGACAGGUCAUGAUGGCACCACCCCAAAUGUUUGGGAACCAGCAGCUGAAUCCCCUGCAGCUUGCACAGCUCCAGGCUCUGCAGCAGCAGAACGGACAGGGCAUGGGUCUUCAGGCGAGCCAACACGCCCCGCCGCAGCUGUCUGUUCAGCAGCAACAACAGCAACAACAGCAACAGCGGAAGACGCUUUUCACACCUUACUUGCCCCAGGCAAAUCUGCCUGCCCUUCUCAGCAACGGUCAGCUGGUCGCAGGCACCCUGCGUGUCAAUAAGAAGAACCGAUCUGAUGCCUAUGUCACCACGACGGAUCUGGAUGCCGACAUCUUUAUUUGCGGUAGUAAAGAUCGGAACCGCGCCCUUGAAGGGGACUUUGUUGCGAUCGAGCUCCUGGACGUUGACGAAGUGUGGUCCCAGAAGAAAGAAAAGGAGGAGAAAAAGAAACGCAAGGAUAUUACCGAUGCGCGCUCCGGAAGCAACGCCGGGAACGACAAGCUCGGUCGGUCCGACUCCAACGGUGACAGGCAGGAAGUCGGUCCGGAUGGAAGCAUCCGUCGUCGUGGUAGUCUCCGCCAGCGCCCCACACAGAAGAAGAACGAUGACGUCGAAGUUGAAGGUCAGAGUCUUCUGCUGGUCGAGGAGGAUGAAAUCAGCGAUGAACAAAAACCCCUGUAUGCUGGCCACGUGGUUGCGGUCAUUGAGCGCAUUGCCGGCCAGAUGUUCUCGGGGACCUUGGGUCUCCUCCGUCCCAGCAGCCAGGCGACGAAGGAGAAGCAGGAGGCUGAGCGGCAGGCCAGGGAUGGUGCCCACGGUCGCUCUCACCAUGAUCGUCACCAGGACAAGCCCAAGAUCGUUUGGUUCAAGCCUACCGACAAGCGGGUGCCCCUGAUCGCCAUCCCCACUGAGCAGGCUCCCCGAGACUUCGUCGAAAAGCACCAGGACUACGCCAAUCGGAUCUUUGUUGCUUCUAUCAAGAGAUGGCCAAUCACCUCUUUGCACCCCUUCGGCACUCUUGUCGAACAACUGGGAGAGAUGGGUGACUUGCGUGUUGAGACGGAUGCUCUUCUCCGUGAUAACAACUUCGCAUCGGACGAUUUCUCUGAUGCUGUCCUCAAGAGUAUCGGAUGGGAGGAUUGGACUGUCUCCAGCGAGGGCGACGCCCUGGCCACUCGACGUGACUUCCGCGAAGAGACCAUCUUCUCCAUCGACCCCGUUGACACUAAGUCGCUCGAGGAUGCUUUCCACGUCAAGAAACUUGCCGAUGGAAAGAUUGAAAUUGGUGUUCACGUGGUUGACAUUGCUCAUUUCGUCAAGGGUAACUCUCUGGUCGAUCGCGAAGCCAAGAAGCGAGGCACUGCGGUCUACUUGGUUGACCGCAUUAUGAACAUGCUGCCGCCCCGAGUGAGCACCGAGCUCUGCUCCUUGCUCCCCGGAGAAGACCGCCUCACUGUCAGUGUGGUUUUCCAGGCUAACCCGGAAACUGGUGCAGUCGACGAUGAUGUCUGGAUCGGAAAGGGUGUCAUCAAGAGCGCCGGCCGGCUUAGCUAUGACGAAGUGAACUCGGUAAUUGAGGGCAAGGCAGCUGCUACGAGCUCCGGCAUUACUGCGGACAACAUCCAACUGUUGAACGCCAUUGCCGGCAAGUUCCGCGAAGCUCGGUUUGGCAACCGGGUAUCCAAUGUCCCCGCACUGCGGCUGCUUCAGCAGCUGGACGACGAGAACGUGCCCGUCGAAUUCAAUAUCUUCGACUCCACCCCGGCUCAUGAACUUGUUGAGGAGCUUAGCCACCAGGCCAAUUACUUCGUUGCUCGCAAGCUGGCCAGCGCCAUGCCCGAGAAGGCAUUCCUGCGUCGUCAGCCAUCGCCUAACUCUCGUCGCCUUACAUUGUUUGCGGAGAGAAUGAACCGCCUUGGCUUUGGAAUAGACCCCUCAAGCAGUGGAAGUCUGCAGAGCUCUCUCAGCAAGGUGCAGGACGUCGACCUGCGCAAGGGCAUGGAAACUUUGUUCGCCAAGGCCAUGCAACGCGCCAAGUAUUAUGUUGGUAGUGGUGUUCCAGACGAUCAGCGCCAGCACUUCACGCUCAAUGUGCCGGUGUAUACCCACUUUACCAAUCCCUCUCGACGCUACCCCGACCUUCUUGUGCACCGUCAGCUCGAGGCCAUCCUCUCGAACGGUUCCGUGGAGUUCACCGAGGAUGUGGAGUCUUUGACUAAGACGGCAGACCUCUGCAACAACAAGAAAGACUCAGCCCACAAUGCACAGGAGCAGAGUGUCCAUAUCGAAGCCUGUCGUAACAUGGACCGAAAGAGCCACGAGAUUGGCGGAGAUCUAAUCAGCGAGGGAAUUGUUCUCUGCGUUUACGAGUCCGCCUUCGAUGUUCUCAUUCCUGAAUAUGGCUUCGAGAAGCGUGUCCACUGCGACCAACUUCCACUGAAGAAAGCCGAAUACCGCAAGGACACUCGUGUGCUUGAACUGUACUGGGAGAAGGGUGUCCCGUCGUCGGCCUAUGUUCCCGAGGACGAGCGCCCGAAGCCAUCUAGCUCUCGCGCUGCGCAGGCGGCCGCUGCCGCUCGCGAGGCUGAGGCUGCCAAGGAGCGUGCUAGAGAACAGGAUGAGGCCAUGCGCAAGCAGACAGACACUGGUACCAUGUCUGCCGAUGAUGUCGAUGCCCUCUUCGAUGACGAUGAAGAUGUGGAUGAGGUCACCGAACAGGCGGCUGGUGUGUCUCUCAACUCGGGUGAUCGUUCGACCCAGAGCAUGCCGCCUUCCCCCACCCGCAACGGCCAUCUCCAGCAGGGACCUCACCGCACCCGCUCCGACCCAAAGAUUGCCUCGGGCACCAAUGAUGCACCUGAAAACAAGUUGACGAACAAGGAGAAGUACCUGGACCUGUUCAAGCUGAGGGAAGAAAAUGGAGAUUUCAUCCAGGACGUUACGGAGAUGACGCGCGUUCCCAUCAUUCUGAAGACUGACCUGAGCAAGAGCCCUCCGUGCCUCACUGUUCGGUCUGUGAACCCCUAUGCCCUGUAG
Messenger RNA from Penicillium alfredii, 4101 nucleotides. It is a transcript of the gene ssdA, whose product is annotated as mRNA-binding translational repressor SSD1. Gene Ontology annotation, cellular component: P-body; exosome (RNase complex). Lineage: Eukaryota; Fungi; Ascomycota; Eurotiomycetes; Eurotiales; Aspergillaceae. The record is from RefSeq and is a predicted model, not a curated record. The coding region runs from base 1 to 4101 and encodes 1366 amino acids. Gene Ontology annotation, molecular function: 3'-5'-RNA exonuclease activity; RNA binding. The transcript is spliced from 5 exons. Gene Ontology annotation, biological process: mRNA catabolic process.